AUGGCGGCAGCCGCAAAGAAGGCGGGGGCCGGAGGCGGUGCAGCGCAGAAAAAGGUUGAGCGCAAGUACUCCGCAGUCGAGCUCGGCGACUACCUCGUCGGCUCGCCAGUCUUUGUGCGCGCCCCUGAGAAGGAGGAGCUAUACGUGAAAGCCAUUGUCAAAAGCAUCAGCGGAACGCAGCUCACAGUCGACGAUGACGGCAACGCAAAGACCGUCGAUGUCUCGCAGUGCCUCAACGCAAACGUCGGGAUUGAUCCUGCCACUGUCGUUGAUCUCGCCAAACUCCCUCACGCCAACGAAGCGUGCGCGCUAGAAGUCAUCCGCGAGCGUUACGUGCGCGACCAGAUCUACACCUACGCAGGGCGCCUGCUCGUUGCGACGAACCCAUUCAAACUGAUUCCGGGGCUCUACGAGCCGACGACAAUCACAAAGUAUCAAAAUGCAGACACCUCCCGAGGCUUUCCUACAGACGUGCCUCCGCACACCUACGCGGUUGCACAGACGGCCAUGGACAUGCUCAGAGUCACGAAGGAGAACCAGUCAUGCGUCGUUAGUGGCGAGUCCGGAGCCGGGAAGACCGAGACAGCCAGACAGCUCAUGCAGUACUUCGCCACAUCGAAGUCUGGAGCGGGUGGCGCGCGCAUUCAGGAAAUUAUUCUCGGAGCGAACCCGCUGCUGGAAGCUAUCGGGAAUGCCAAGACGCUUCGCAACAACAACUCGUCCCGUUUCGGGCGUUUCGUCACUCUUGACGUCGCGCCGACUGGAGGUAUUCACGGAGGUAUCAUCAGCAACUACAUGCUUGAGCUCUCGCGUAUUGAGUUCCAGGGUCAGGGCGAGCGGAGCUACCACAUUUUCUAUCAGAUGAUCAAGGGCCUGAAGCCCGAUGAAUUGGCCAAAUGUGCCCUCAAAGCGCCGACGGAGUACGAGUUCCUCAACAAAUCUGGGUGCUACGAAGUCGAGACGGUCAACGACUUGAAAGAGUUCGAGGAAGUCCGCCAACAGCUCAAGCUCCUUUACGCACCCGAGGAAGAGCUCGACUACUUUAAGUGUCUCUCAGCUGUCCUUAUGGCUGGAAACAUAAAAUACAAAAACACGCAGGCGAUGGGAACAGACAAAGCCGGCAAGGUUGUCAACGAGGACGACUUCAAGACUAUCGCCUCUCUCCUUGGAGCAGACCAAAAUGCCCUGAACGAAGCUCUUACCAUCAACGUCGUGGAGGUACAGGGGAACGUGAUUAAGUCGCCCCUUUCGGCUGAGCAGGCGACCGUUAUGAUUCGGUCUAUGGCUAAGGAGCUCUACAGCACGCUGUUUGACUACAUCGUCAAGAGCGUUAACAAACAAAUCAAGUUCGACGCAGAAGCCAAGGCGUGGAUUGGCAUUCUGGAUAUCUACGGUUUCGAGUUUUUCCAGAAGAACUCGUACGAGCAGUUUUUGAUUAACUACGCAAACGAGAGGCUUCAGCAAUUCUUCAUCCAGCAAGUUUUCCAGGCUGAGAAAGUGGAGUACGAGGCAGAGGGUAUUGAUCACUCAAUGGUCGUCUACUCCGACAAUGCGACGGUGCUUGAGGUCUUUGACAAACCGAAGGCAGGCGUUUUCGCUUACCUCGAAGAGCAGUGUCUGAUUCAAACUGGUACAAGCGAGUCCUUUACGGCGGCCUGCCACAAGAACAUCAAGAACCCUUGCUUCCAGAUUCCCAAGGGUGACGCCAGAGUGACUUUUCUCAUCGUCCACACCGCGGCGCCGGUCACUUACGACACCACGGAGUUCGUUCCGAAGAACAAAAUGCGUCUGCCAAACGAGUUGUUGAUGGUCUUUAAGAGCGCGACAAACUCUUGCAUGAAGAACGCGUUCGAGGAGAUCGAAAUCCCCGACACGAAAAACAUGCGCGGAAAGUUCGUCGGAUCCAAGUUCCAGAAAUCCAUGACUGGCCUCAUGACCACCCUCAAGUCUUCGCACGCGCACUUUGGCAGAUGCAUCAAGCCGAACCAGGUGAAGAAGCCGCGCGUUUUUGAGACGGAAACCACGUUGGGACAAAUGAUCAGUUUGUCGGUGCUCGAAGCCGUUGCGAUCAUUCACAAGGGUUUCGCCUACCGCGCGAGUUUCCACGACUUCGUCGAGGACAACAACGUGCUGAUGAGUGUUCUCGGCGCCAAAGUGGAAGGCACAGAUAGCAAGAGCGCUUGCCUCACGAUGUUAGACAGGCUCGGUAUUCCGAAGGAGGAAUAUCAGCUGGGUAACACAAAGAUCUUUCUGCGCAAAACUGGUUGGCUCAUGAUUGAUAAGCAUUUCCGCACGGUCAUGGCGAACUUGAAGCCGCUCAUCCUUACGCUUCAAAACGUCUACAGGGCCUACAAGGCGAGGACGCUCUACACGGGCUUCGCGAACCGCGUGAUCCGCGUCCAGGCUCUCAUGCGUCGCUAUGACUUGCGCAGAGCGGCGAUGAAGAAGGGCGCUGCAGUCCGCCUCUUCGCAGGCUCCAUCUUCUUCAUGAUGUUUUGCAACCUCGAGGAACGCCGGCAGCGCGCCGCAGUUCUCAUCCAAAAGGUGUACCGCGGUCACAGCGUCAGGAACAGGACAAGAAUUGCGAUGCGGCAAGCCAAGGCUCGCGCUCUCAUGAAGCGAGCGGCUGUGAUCGGUUACGCAGGCGUCGGCGGCCUGCGGUGGAAGAAGUUCAUGGUUUCGAAGCGGCAGGUUCGCGCGGCGACGCUCAUUCAGGCCAACUGGCGGAGGUGCAUGGCUCAGAAGCUACGCAAGCAGCUGAAAUACGAAAAGAUUCGAAACGACGCGGCGACAGACAUCCAGCGCGUCUGGCGCGGCUACCUCGGCCGGCUGCGCGUUCAACUCAUGCGACUGCUCACCCCCUACGCCACCACCAUCCAGAGGUUCUGGCGCGGCUACCGCGUGCGCAAAUCGCCGUCAUAUCGAGCGCAUGCGAAAAUAUUCGGUAAGAUUCGCCAAGGCUUCAUCGAGGACCGCGCUCGCAUCGUCAUCCAAAGCUGCAUGCGUCGCUACAUCGUUUUGUCGAGACUCCAAAACGUCACGCAGGCUGCCUACAGCAUGCAGAAGUUCGCACAAGCGAAGCUUCUGCGUCUCUACGUUUCCAAUGUUCACGCGGCGACCCUGACCAUUCAAGCCUGGUGGCGCGGAAACCGUGUGCGCCGCAUUCUGCAGGAAGAAAAACUCAAGCUGGUGCUUGCAGGACAUUUGAUGCGCGCUGAGAAGCAGAGCUUGCAAGAAUGCCAGGAAGCAGUCAUGCUGUUGAGAGAACGGGAGAGACGAGGAAUGAGCGAGAAGGGCUGGCAGCUCAUCCAUGUCAACGUCAGCGUCGAGAGGGAUGACGUGUAUCCACAAGGCUGGACUGCGGGCAUUCGGGCGGUAGAGAACUUCAAUCCCUCGGCGACUCUCGCGCACAUCGAGAUUAGCGCUUUCCACACUGUGGUGGCGACCAGCUCGGGCUACGUCUACACCUACGGCCUGAACGACCGCGGGCAGCUUGGGCUCGGCAAGUCUUCGCUCGCGGGCCUGCCUGUCCCCCGCCAGCCGAUUGGAGGCCUCGCGCUCCCCAUCAGCGUUAAACAAAUCAGCUGCGGCGUGGACCACACCCUCCUUCUCGACGCAGACGGGCGCGUCUUCGCCUGGGGAUCCAACCGCUACGGUCAGUGCGGGUGUGCGCCUCGGCAGGAAGUCGUGCCAAAGGCCACGGCAGUCGCGUUCAGUGCCUCUCGCUCUGGAGCUGGGUCGCUCUCGCGAAGAAGAAUACUGACCUUAAGCGCUGGAGCAUAUCACAACGCCGCCGUCGACGAGACGGGGCGCGUUUACAUGUGGGGUCGUGGUGAGCACAUCUAUAUUCGAGGCGUCUUCAGCGACGUUCCUUUGCCGCUGUGGGUCUCACACGAGUCGAUAACUGACCUGGGUCCGCUCCGUCGCGUCGAGUGUGGUCUGGGCUUCACAUAUCUUCUCACGAAGGAGGGCUCGCUUUACGUCUUCGGGCAAGCGACGACGGGCCAGCUGGGACUGGGCAGCAAGCGCCGGAGCUCCCGAGUCGCCGUCCCGGUGCAAAAUGUGGAAGAGCGCGUGACCGCGAUCAGCUGCGGCGUUCACUCGACGCUCGCUGUCACUGCGGACGGCACCGUCUACCAGUGGGGCGUGUUCCUGCUCUGGGAUCCCAACGCUCAGGUCUGCGUGAAGGCGCAGUCCUUUGUCCCCAUGCCGGUCGAUCUGCAAAGGGGCAACGUGACCGGUAUUCCGGUAGACGUCAAAGUUGGCUGGUGGGAAGGCGUCGUCCUCACCUCUGAUGGCCUCCUCUGGGCUUGGAGCUUCUUCGAUCAACCGCGCGAAAACGUGCUGCGCCCGGCAGUGUAUCAGUACAUUCUGACGGAGAGGCAGUGCGUGCGAGCGGUUCAGGUCGUUUCAUCUCCGCUCUUUUCGGCCGUUUUCUCGAAGCUCGAUGUCGGACGAAGCUCUGACAAAGCGCGCGUCUCUGCGUCGGCGCCCUCUGCGCUUCGCACGAAACCCGCGAUUAAUCCCAACUGGGAUCCGUUAACCUACAACUGA
Molecule: messenger RNA, 4554 nt
Organism: Besnoitia besnoiti
Lineage: Eukaryota; Apicomplexa; Conoidasida; Eucoccidiorida; Sarcocystidae
Product: myosin H
Exons: 27
Coding region: 1-4554 (1517 amino acids)
Biological process (GO): vesicle transport along actin filament; actin filament organization
Cellular component (GO): vesicle; myosin complex; actin cytoskeleton
Molecular function (GO): microfilament motor activity; ATP binding; actin filament binding
Source: RefSeq, a predicted model, not a curated record